This is a messenger RNA of Caenorhabditis angaria, 1075 nucleotides long. The record is from the annotation of a GenBank genome assembly. Lineage: Eukaryota; Metazoa; Nematoda; Chromadorea; Rhabditida; Rhabditidae.
AUGUCAGAAGGUAAGUUAGACCACCCACAAAGAAAAUGUGGUAAUUCGUUUUUGUUUGUAGGAGGUGAAUCAAAGUCAUCAAAAAAAGAAAAAGCACCAAAAGGAUUUGACACUCGCAAAUUCCUGAUUGAUUUGGUUUCGGGAGGAACUGCUGCUGCCGUCUCAAAAACCGCUGUUGCUCCAAUUGAACGUGUCAAGCUUUUGCUCCAAGUUCAAGAUGCGUCAACAACAAUCGCUGUAGAUAAACGCUACAAAGGAAUUAUGGAUGUUUUGGUUCGUGUUCCAAAAGAGCAAGGAUAUGCCGCGUUGUGGAGAGGAAACUUGGCAAAUGUCAUCAGAUAUUUCCCAACUCAAGCAUUGAACUUCGCAUUCAAAGAUACAUACAAGAACAUGUUCCAAAAGGGAGUCGAUAAAAAGAAGGAUUUCUGGAAAUUCUUUGCUGGAAAUUUGGCAUCUGGUGGAGCUGCUGGUGCAACAUCCCUUUGCUUUGUCUAUCCAUUGGAUUUUGCUCGUACUCGUUUGGCUGCUGAUGUUGGAAAAGCGAAUGAUCGUGAAUUCAAAGGAUUGGCUGAUUGUCUCGUGAAAAUCGCCAAAUCUGAUGGAAUUGUUGGAUUGUACAGGUAAAAUUUGAAACUUUCCAUUCAGAAAGAAAAAUAUGUAAUAAUGAAUACUCAUCGAGAAACCAUAAAAAUAUUUUUUUUUCAGAGGAUUCUUCGUAUCUGUCCAAGGUAUCAUCAUCUACCGUGCUGCAUACUUCGGAAUGUUCGACACAGCCAAGAUGAUCUUCACAGCUGAUGGAAAGAAAUUGAAUUUCUUCGCCGCUUGGGGAAUUGCUCAAGUUGUCACUGUUGGUUCUGGAGUUCUUUCAUAUCCGUGGGACACUGUCAGAAGACGUAUGAUGAUGCAAUCCGGCCGCAAAGACAUUCUCUACAAAAACACAUGGGAUUGCGCUGUCAAAAUCAUCAAAAACGAAGGAAUGUCGGCAAUGUUCAAAGGAGCUCUUUCGAACGUUUUCCGUGGAACUGGUGGUGCUCUCGUUUUGGCUAUUUAUGAUGAAAUCCAAAAAUUCUUGUAG